Leptomonas pyrrhocoris is the source of this 3081-nucleotide messenger RNA. RefSeq lists its product as hypothetical. Bases 1 to 3081 code for a protein of 1026 amino acids. Lineage: Eukaryota; Euglenozoa; Kinetoplastea; Trypanosomatida; Trypanosomatidae. The transcript has a single exon. The record is from RefSeq and is a predicted model, not a curated record. Gene Ontology annotation, cellular component: COG complex. Gene Ontology annotation, biological process: intra-Golgi vesicle-mediated transport.
AUGUUCUCGAAUGAACAGCUUACGAGUCCCGACUUCGACGAGGUCGCGUACCUGCGCUACGCCCUCCGCGCCUCUAGCUUUCACAGCGAGCACGCACGCCUCGAGCACUGCAUUGCAGAUGUGAAGGAGGGCAUGCAGGCCAUUCUCGCGGAGCACGCAGACCAACUCAUUGACCAAGCGCGCUGCACCCACAAAGCACAGCGCGAGGUUUCCAGCGUUCGGCAGAGCACCGACUCGCUGCAGAAGGCAGCGGGGCGGUUGCGAUUGAUGAUUGAGGAGCCCUACACGCAACUCCAAAGCCGUGUGCGGGAGCUGGAGGCGACUCAAGAAGCAACACAACUGCUGCAGUCCACGUUGCGCUUUCUUUCUCUCACUGGGCGGCUACAGGAGCAGCUGGCAGCAACGCCAAACAUCGACAUCAUUCGGGCCUCCUACACCCUGAAGGAGUUGGAGGAAGUGCUUCAGGAAGAUUCUAUCCGGUCGUUGCAGGUGGUGGAUGCGCAGCUGCCGGCGGUGGAGCGCUACGCGACGACGAUCCGCAGCAAGGCACACGACCUGCUUGCCAUGUCAGAGCUCAUCUCUCCACCAGGUGCAAACACCAACAUCAACACCGGCGUCGUAGGUGGCGCAGGUGCGUCCGCCGCCGCCACCGCCUCCACGUCGCGGCUCGUCACAAAUGCCAACACCGGUCUGCAGUGCGCCUACGUGCUGCGGAUACUCUCGCGCACCGUGCAGGGCUUCAUGACGGAGCAUCGCCGCGAGGUGCUGCGGACUGUGAUGCGUGAGCUGGAUGCGCAGACCAUCGAGGAGCACAUCUCUGCCGAGUGCGAGCGCCUUUCUCGCAACCCGCAGGCGAACAACAACGGGGGCGUGUCGGAGCAGGCGGUGACCGCGCACGUCGUACUGGAGCACAUCCAAAAGACGCUCUUUAUCGCGGUGCAACACACGCAGUGCGUCGUCUUGCUCUGGCGAUUGAUUCUGCAGAAGCGCGAUGCCCAGACGCAGGCGUCGUACCUGACCUCCAUCGAGUCACCCGUGCAGCUCCUCGUGGAGUACUGGACCACCAUUACGGAGAAGGUGUGGGAGCGGUUGAGCAGCCUGCAGAAGCGCCAUGCCAUUCGUCUCGCUCUCGCCAGCGCCUACCCACGCUUUCACCACCUCGUCGCCAGCUUCCUCAGCCGCAUCGAUGGGGCUGGCGGGGCGGGGGCAUCGAUGGGCGGCGCAGGAGGCGUGAGUAGCGGCAUCAGUGGUAACAGCGGUGGCGGCAGUGGUAAUGGAUUGAGUGUGGUGUCCGCCGCAGCGUUGGUAUCGUCGAUUCACGUGACGCAGUGUGGUAUGGGGGACUUCUUGGACUUGAUCGACCUCGUGGAUGCCGCCGCCGUGGUGCACCGUGGUGGCGGGAACAGCGCCGACGGCAUGGGCGACUUCUCCCCCCUUGCGACACGCGCCAAGGCGCAGCCGCCAGCGGCCAGGUCCCCUGCACCUCGCACGGACGCACAGAAUCUGCGGCACGCGUGGCUGGCGCAGGUCACGGAUGACGUGCGGGAUGCUUUCCGCACCUACGUGAUGGACCGACACCGCGAGCUGAUCAGCGGCGUCUUCACACGCUUGUCGAACGUGCUGCCUGCCUCGCCGGCGAUGGGUGGGCAGCCUGCGGCCGUCGCGCCGGUGCGCAUGCAAGGCAUCCGGCGGCCCACCAUUCCACUGCAGGCCAACGCGCUCGACCUGGCGGCCUACACGCGAAUGAUUACACAGGAGGUACAGGUGUUUCGUCAAGACCCGCACACACUGGACGUGCUGUUGGACUGCAUUUUGGCCUCGCUGCGGCAGGUGCGAUCGAAGUUCAGCGACACCGUCAAGAAGUUUCCGUUGCCUCCCCUUCCCGCCAUCACGACCGCCCCAACACUGGUGCAGGUGUUGCACGUGUGCAUUGCGAACGGCUGCACGACGCUGGCGUACGACUGCACGGCGGUGUUGGCGUGUGUGCCGCAGGCGGCCGCGUGGACGGGCGGGGGCAGUGGCGGGACUGUCGCCAUGGAGAGCACCGGGCACGGCUACAGUAGCUACGCUGACCCCUACGCCGGUGUGCUGGAGCAGCUGGGCAACAAGCGGGUGGAGCUGCAGCGGCUCAUUCACGCCUUCCACGAAAUGAGCGAGCGUUCGACGAAGCCGUUCGCGGACUCUGCCCUGGCGGUGCUCCUGCCCACGCUGACCCAGGCGACGGACAACGUGUUGCGGAGCGAAUUCAACUUCUCAGCGGCGGCGGCGGCAACGGAGACGGGCCGCGCGGUUCCGAUGGUGGCGGGGGACAGCCGCACCGCCCUCGUGCAGCUCCAAACGCAGUGCCGGCAGUUCACCGACCGCUUCUUCUUCCUGAUCGACGCGCGAACUGCGGGGUGGAUGGAGGCGUGCCAGCGCAUGACGGACACGCUGCUGGCCCGUCUGCUGUCGCGCGUGGUCACCACGCCGCCACCACCGCAGUUGCAGGGAAACGUGGCCGCCACAGCCCCCGCCUACGCCCACGCUCUCCAGCUGAUAAUGCCGGCGCUUCUGCAGUACGUACAGGCAAUUCAGUCGGCCGGCGCGGUCGGGCGGACCACCUCGUUGCUGCGGGGCUGUGUGCGGCAGGUGGAGGGCUUCUACGAAGUCUGCGGCGGUCUCAAUAGGGAGGCAUCCUCCUCCGCGCUGCGGGCCACACUGGCGGAGCGGCUGCGUCCGCCGGUGCCUGCCUUCUUGGCCAAGCUCCUUGUUCUUCAGUACGCGCUGCUUAACAGCAGCAACAGUGCUGAUGCGACCCGCUCUUCUGACGGCCCGGGCCCGGCGGCCGCCGUGACGCUCGCGGCGGUGAUGUGCAUGUCCGAGGAGGGGGCGGUGGAGUGCGUGGAGGCGGUGCUGUUGCAGGAGAGCGCAGUCGGUGGAACACCUUCGGCGUCUUCCGCUGUUGCGGGAGCGGAGGGCAAGGGGCAGAGGACUGAGGUGGAGCAUGCGAUGGCGGCGCGUUAUCAUCAACUACUCGCCGGAGCCUCUGCGGAGGCGGCGCCACGCCUACAAGAAAUGUGGACGGUGGCAGAAGGGAAGUAG